UCAUGACCUUUAGAUCAUGUUAUAACAACUUUAGCGGUUGCUCCAACAUUUAAGAUCAAAAGUCACAAAAACACUUUGACCAAAAAAAAAAGGCAAAAUAAUACACAGUUUCUUUCAUUCACUUUCUUGUCCAACCUCUUCUUUUUCUUUAACUUUUUUCUUGAAAAAAGAGCACCCUUUUUGCUGUUUGUCUACUGAUACUGAAACAGAAGAAUGAUGAUGAGUGAGUUAGUGGAAGUAAAGGAGUGAAUGGCAAUGGAGAAAGCAGAAGAAGAGUUAGAGAGAAGGAGCAAGUUCUUGAAUAGUUUGAUAUUGAAGAAGAAAUCAGUUGAGGAAAAACAGCAGAAUGAGCAUUUGAAUGUAAGUGUGAGAGCUUCAGAUAUGUCAUUUUCAUUGCAAAAUCAUGCUUUUAAGUGUGCAAGAGAGAAUCUUGAUGCUAUGGCUUGUGGGAAACUUGACAGUAAACGUCUUGCUCUGGCUCUUAAAAAGGGUCCUCCGGAAACAGCCUCAAUACCUUCACGUGGUAGUAAGGACCGCAUAUACUCUACCUCCUCCAGAAUCCACUUUGUAGGAUUUCAAUGGGAAUUUGACUCAACAUAUGGACCAGCUUGGCAUUGUAUUGUGGGAACUAGUUUUGGUUCAUAUGUCACACAUUCCAUAGGAGGUUUUUUGUACUUCUCAAUUGAUAAGGUUUAUGUUCUUCUAUUUAGGACUGUUGUUGAACCUUUAGAUCAUUGACUCUAACACUUCUUGAUCUCUACUUUGUAAUUUCUGAAAAUUUGAAGUUAUGAGAGGUUUUAGUUUGUAUGUUUGGAUUGUACAAUCACCAAAAGAGAAACUUGAAAGGCACAAUUUUAAUGCA
This is a messenger RNA of Capsicum annuum, 862 nucleotides long. RefSeq names its product dynein light chain 1, cytoplasmic. NCBI's taxonomy places the organism in Eukaryota, Viridiplantae, Streptophyta, Magnoliopsida, Solanales, Solanaceae. Gene Ontology annotation, biological process: microtubule-based process. The transcript has 3 exons. The coding region runs from base 250 to 738 and encodes 162 amino acids. Gene Ontology annotation, cellular component: dynein complex. The record is from RefSeq and is a predicted model, not a curated record. Gene Ontology annotation, molecular function: dynein intermediate chain binding; dynein light intermediate chain binding.